GCUGCCGCCCGGGCAGCUCCUGCUCCCGCCGCUGCUGCUGCUGCUGCUGUUCCGCGCCGGCCCCGGCUCGGGCUCCGGCGGCCGGGCAGGGAGGGCGGGAGGAUGAGCGGCGCUUUGCGCGACGUCUCCUUGCAGGACCCGCGCCGGCGCUACGAGCUGGUCCAGCGCAUCGGCUCCGGCACCUACGGCGAUGUCUACAAGGUGCGCCAGGCGGGGAAGGGGAAGGGGGAGGGGGGGAACCGGACGCCUGGGUUCCUUGGGAGGGAGAAAGCGCGCAGGGGUGCGCGGCGCCCGGGGCGGGGGGAGGCACCGGGACGCCUGGGUCGUCCUUCUCUCCCUGAAGGGGAGACUCCACCCCCAGCGUCGGGGACUUCUGGCCCGGGUGGGGGCCGCGGGACCCGGACGCCUGGGUUCCUGUCUGGGUGUCCCCCUCCAAACCCCCGAGAGCGGGGUAAGCCCUUUUCGUGGGAGACUCGGCGUGCGGGGUUGACUUGGGGGGUCGGGGUCCGGUGUUCAUGUCAGGUUCGUGGGUCGGAAGCCUGUAGGUGCGUCUUGGGUAGGAUGUCAGCAAGGGGGGAGGCGCUCCCUGUCGGGACGCCCCCCUCCCUUUGGAGCUCCUGCUGCACCUCCACCACCAUCCUCAACCCCCCCCCCCUUUGGCCGUUGCGGGACGCUGGCCUGACUGGACUGCCACCCAGCUGAUGGCCUUGGGGUCCCAGAGGACCAAGCGGGCUGCUAUUGGCUGGCAGGGAGACUGGCAAGAUCAAGACGGAGAGAUCAAGCUGGGUGCUCUUGGAGUAGAGAGUGAGCCUACCUUCCAAGGAUGCUGUUGCUCCCCGGAGACACAGUCCCCUUCUAGAUGCCGGCUCACCCAGUCGCCCCCCAAGUCAGAGGGUGAUGUAAGGACAGGGAGCAGGAGUAAGCCUCCUGGGAGUUUUGGUGGCUCUUGCUGAGGGAGGCCCAUCCAGGCCGGGUGUCUGUCCUCCUGCGUCUUUUGCACACCCCCCUUCAGCCAGGAGAGUGGGAGCUGGGCGCCUCCUUCCACCUAGUAGAAUAUUUAUUCCGCUGCACAUAACUGAGCAAUGGGAUUUCCCCCCAUCGCCACUUCUGUGAGCUUUAAAAGGAAGGGACUUGGCCUAAUCAGUGCUGAUGGCAGAGGCACGUGCCUGGCGCUGGCUGCUGCUCAGGACUGGUGCUGCCCUGGCAGGAGAUGGCUUGCUUGUUCCACUUCCCAGAGGGAGUUGGGGUGCUGGAUUUGAGGUUCCCCCUUCGGUCUGAUCCAGCACCCAGGCUUUUACUCCCUGCAUGUCAUCUGACUGUAAGCAUCUCUUUGCAUUCUGUACCCCUCCCAUUUAUACAAUGGUUAUAAUUCAGUUUUUGUUGCAGUACAAAUUGCUUUGGGAUUGGGGGGGGAAAUGCUUCUCUUCCAGGUUGGUGGCUGUGUUGCAGCUGGCAGAGAUUUGCUGCCUUCAGUGGUGGCAUCGGGGCGGUCACAUGUCCAGCAAUCCAGCAGACUUGAGAGACCUGCUUAAAACUGGGCUGCUCAUGGACAGAAACCUUGCCAAUAAGCUCCCGCAGGUUGCUAGUCCUCAAACCCUUUAGCUCUCAUACUUUCCUGUUUAAUUCCUAUUAGUUAUUUGACAUAUAUAUAUAUAUAUAUCAGAUUGUGUACAGUUUCUUUGCAUAGCAUCAUGGAAGAGGUUAUUGGACACUGCAAGGAGGACGGUGGGCUUCACUUCUGAGCUCUUGUGGGGCCCUCAAGGGAUUGUUGGACUCCCAUCACCCCAGAUUGUUGGGCACGCAGGCUGAUGGGAGUUGUAGUCUAUAAAACAUCUAGGGGGCGUCACGUUGACUUGCCCGUGUUUUGGCAGUCCGUAGUAUGCCCUAGCAGUCAUAACAAAAAUAUUCUUUGGUGAUGAGUCGGCUGCUGUUUUUAAUGGCUGGUUGUUUUAGCUGUUGUUUAUUUUGUUGUAAAGUUGGCUGUUGGUCUGCCUUUUGUGUGUGUGUGUCAUGCUGAUUUUAUGUGAGCUGCCUUCUGUUCAUUUGCAAAAUAGUGAGUGGGAUGAUGAGGAUGACAUUAUCAGUACAGUCAUACCUCGAGUUGAAUGCGCUUCGGGUUGAGCGCGUUACUUCCGGGUUUCGCCGCUCGCACAUGCGCAGAUGCUCAAAAUGACAUCAUGCACAUGCGCGGUAGCGGCGAAUACUACCACUGUAGUACAGUGGUACCUCAGGUUACAUACGCUUCAGGUUACAUACGCUUCAGGUUACAGACUCCGCUAACCCAGAAAUAGUGCUUCAGGUUAAGAACUUUGCUUCAGGAUGAGAACAGAAAUUGUGCUCCGGCGGCGCGGCGGCAGCAGGAGGCCCCCAGCUAAAGUGGUGCUUCAGGUUAAGAACAGUUUCAGGUUAAGUACGGACCUCCAGAACGAAUUAAGUACUUAACCCGAGGUCCCACUGUAUUAACAAAAAUUAUCAGGACGUUGGGAUGCCUCCUUCAAGCUCCUCACAGGUAUUUGGGACAACAGGCCCUGACUGACCUGAUGGUCUCCAGCUGUUUUGGACUACAACUCCCAUCCCUGCUUGCUGGGGCUGAUGGGGGGUAUAACUCCAAAACAUCUGGAGUGGUGCCAGUUGUGUGAAGGCUGCCUUCCCCCCUCUCCCCACAUGAUGCCCUUCUUGUCUGGACAUCCCAUUGGAUAAUGUUGUGAUCCCUUAAUGGAGGUGGUGAGGGAGCCAGAGGUCAUCUAGCUCAGGAAAACAAAACUCCAAGGUGGCUGUCACCGAUGGAAGCGAAAGCCUUGAAAAAGCUCAAUAUGGAGGUCAAUUGGCUGAAAUAUUGGGAAAUUUUGGAACAAGAUGGAGACAGAUUGAAAUUGCAGAGUUUUGAAAAACUAAAAAACAAAGUGCGAGACUGGCUUCAUUAUUAUCAGAUAAUGGAGGCAUACAAUUUGGAUAAGAGAAUCGGCUUCCAGGUGGAAAAAUCAAAAUUAGAAACUGAAUUGUUAGAACCCAAAACUAAAACUUUGUCAAAGAUGUAUAACUUGCUGUUGAAAUGGAACACUCAGGAUGAAACGGUGAAAUCUGCUAUGAUUAAAUGGGCACAAGACGUUGGACAUAAUAUUAUGUUUGCUGACUGGGAACAGUUGUGGACCACAGGUAUGAAAUUUACGGCAUGUAAUGCCUUAAAAGAAAAUAUUAUGAAAAUGAUAUACAGGUGGUACAUAACCCCAGUCAAGCUUGCAAAAAUCUACCAUUUGCCUGAUAAUAAAUGUUGGAAAUGUAAAGAAACUGAAGGUACAUUUUUUCACCUUUGGUGGACGUGCCCAAAGAUUAAGGCUUUCUGGGAGAUGAUAUAUAAUGAACUAAAAAGGUAUUUAAAUAUACCUUCUUGAAGAAACCAGAGGCCUUUCUCCUGGGCAUAGUCGGCCAAUCGGUGUUAAAAAAGGACAGAACUUUCUUUAUGUAUGCUACAACAGCAGCAAGAAUACUCAUCGCAAAGUAUUGGAAGACACAAGAUCUACCCACACUGGAGGAAUGGCAGAUGAAAAUGAUGGAAUACAUGGAAUUGGCGGAAAUGACUGGCAGAAUCCGUGACCAGGGAGAAGAGUCGGUGGAAGAAGAUUGGAAGAAAUUCAAAGACUAUUUACAGAAAUAUUGCAAAAUUAAUGAAUGUUAGAAUGAUGUUGGAUUGAAGUUAAGGGGUUUCUAGCUGUACAGGCUAAAAGAAUAUGGAAAAAUUGGUUUUAAUAUCUAAAAUCUAAAAUUUUAAGUUAUAUUAUAUCAAGAUUAAAGAUUAGGAUUAAAAAGGAGGGAAAGGAAUUGUUGGAUUAACAUAUUUAAUUAGAAUACAAAAGAGGGGGGUAAGAGGAGGUCCGAGAAACAAGUAAAUGUAAAAGAAGUGAGGAAAAGAUGAAAUUGUUUUUAAUUGUUUUUUCCUUUUUUACUUUGUAUUUUUUCUUUUUAUUGUUAAUUUUUUCUUCAUUAAUGUGGUUUUUUUCCUUGUGAAAUUUUAAUAAAUAUUAUUAUUAAAAAAAAGAGGUCAUCUAGCUCAACCCCUUGCUGAGUGGCAGCAUUGUUCGUCCACCUACUUACCCUUCUAUGGCAACCAAGUCAGAUAGAUCUGGGUGGCAGCUGUAGAAAGGGUUUGUGGGACUAGACAGCUGUGGGUUACCACAUGUCAAACCACAUUCUAAACUCUGCAGAAAUAUUCCCCCCCCCUUUGAUAUGUAUUGAUGUGCCUAAUACUAUCAUCGUUAAUAAAUUUGCAUAUCGCCCUAUACCUGUAGAUCUCUGGGAGGUUUGCAACAUGAAAUUACAAUAUAAAAAAGAUAGAAUACAUAAUAAAAAUAAGAACAAAGACAGCCCAAUAACCCCAUCUUCCACAACACAUUUUAAAAGGGCAUUGGACGUCAAUCAGCCAAAGGCCUGGCUGAAGAGGAACGUUUUCUCCUGGCGCCUGAAGGUGUACAAUGAAGGUGCCAGGCGAACCUCCCUGGGGAGAGCAUUCCACAAACGGGGAGCCACUGCAGAAAAGGCCCAUUCUCAUGUUGCCACCCUCCAAACUGCUUGUGAAGGAGGCACAUGAAAAGGGCCUCAGAUGAUGAUCUCAGGGUCCAGGUAGGUUCAUGUGGAGAGAGACAGUACUUGAGGUAUUGCUCCAGGUAGCUCCAGUCAGUACAGGAUUCUUCCUUCCCCUGCUCCCUUCUUUUAAUUUCCACAGCCCUGCUCUAAGGUAGGUCAGGAUAAAAGAUAGUGACUCGCCUGGGUGAGCGUGACUGUUGAGUUGGGACUUGAACCAGGACCUUUAGGAAUCAUACAAUCGUAGUGUUAGAAGAGGGACCCAAGGGUCAUCUAGUCCAACCCCCUACAAUGCAGGAAUCUAAGACGGUGCCACACUGGCUGUCCUCCUGCCCCAAACUCAGUUACCUUCGGCUGCAAGGGAGGGGGACGCCUGAUCCUGAAUGGGCCUAAGCCAUUGUCCUAGGUUUGGUAUUGCUGCACCCAGAGUCCCAUUUCUGACCUUCACACUGGAUUCCUGGUAGCCUGCCUCAGAAGCUGCUGUGGGCGGGAGGUGGGGUGUCUUUCCAUUCCUGUAGGCCCCCAGGAGCCUGGAGAGAAGCAGCGCUCCUGCUACACUUCCCCUCCUGCCAAAUUCAAGCCCUGCCUUGAUCCAGCAGCCUGCCUUGCGCCCUGGAGUCAGGCACAUUGUUCUGACCCCAGCAUGGCAUUUCCUGAGAUUCUUGAGGCCAGAAUGGCUUCCAGCUGGGAGCCAGGACUUCUUGGUUCUGUUUACAGCUCGGAGGUGGGCUGUAGGAACAGGCUAGGAGCCCUGGUGGGGAUGCCUGAGCCCCAUCCACAACUCAAAUGCAACAAGGGGUCCUCUGAAUGGUGUCCUGGAGAGAUGGAAAGAAGGGUGGGAGUGGGCAGAUUAGGAGAGGGAGAAGUAACCAGUGGUCAGGGAUGAUGGGAAUUGUAGUCCACAAGCAGCUGGAGACCCAAGUUUGGGAAACCUUGCGAUAGAGCCUGAGUUGUGGGUUUGAGCCCCACAUUGGGCAAAAGAUUCCUGCAUUGGACUAGAUGACCCUUGUGGCCCCAGUUGCGGUGAUCCUUGGUGGCAAAGGCGCUCUGUGCAUGCACAGAGGAUGCUGCAACUUUGUGUUCCGGGGCUGAGUUCAGAUGUGGCCUCAGUGGUUCACGAGGGCAAGGCUGGCUAGCCCUGCCAUUGGGCAAAGCGGGGCAGAGUGAGGCAGCCACCUCUGGCAGAGGACGCCAAGUUACACCCCAGCAAUGUCUUGUCUCACCUCUCUUUGUCAAGACCAGGCUGGCUUCUCUCUCAAUGGUAGUUUUGUUUCAAAACUAAACAGACUAGGCAGAGGAUGUGGAAAUCCCAAAGAGCCUUUUAAGAUCACGAGGGUCCCUUUAGAAACAUGGCUUCCCGCCUCUCUUCCGAGUGGCUGAUGGCUUUUUUUUUUGCCACCUGUUUUGUGAGGAGGAAGCCGCCUUUGUCCAAGAGAGAGGGGGUCACCCUGUCUCUUUCCUCCCCGGCUUGUCACGAGAAUUUUUGACGUGCGCCACUCCCUUUCUGCUAGGGGAGCCCAGCUCAGCCAGGAUGGCAGGAAGUUGCCUCACUGCCAACAGGAUGAUUAAAAGGACUGAGCUCCUUCCGAAAGAGGGGGCUUUGGUGGGCAUGCUCUUCUUGCCCUUUGACCUCCAGCCCAUGACUCCUUAAAUGGCUGUGGUUAUUCAGUGUCAAGACAUAUGCACUCUGCACGUGGUCAGGAACCAGCUGGGCCUUGCUAGGAGUCUUAAUAGAAUUCUGUUAUCAUUCUAGCAGGGGCUUUAAAAGCUGAUAUUGUAAUGAUUAAAGGAACCUUGUAAAAAUAUACGGACUGGUUAUAUCUUCUGCAAAUCAAAAGAUCAGUCCGAGUGGCAGAAACAAGAGAUGGGGCCUUCCAUAGAGGUGUCAUCCCGGCCUACUUUCUUUCGCUCCCACCAGUAAAGGUAUCCUUAAAAGGUUUAUAGCCCUGUUGGUGUGAUCCUGUUCUAGUUAAUUACGGAGUGUGGCUGGGGUGCUGUUUUCAAUGGUGAUCCUUCUUGGAACACACUAUUAUAUUUUAUUAUUGUUUUACGCAGGCAGAUCUCCAACCAGCCCUCACUUUUUGGCGUCAUGACCGUGACAAUGGGAAUUUGGAAAACUGAGGUGGGCGGGGGGGGAGGAUUUCCUGUGAAUUCUGUGUGGAAGAACAAAGCUGUUUGCGGGGUGGGGUGUCCCGCUUGUUCACACCAGGAGGUGCGCUAGCUGUGACAUGUUUGUGUUUCAGGCCACUAACUAGUGCAGCAGUUGGCGGGUGGCUCAGGAAUUGCCUAAGGCUGUGGGCAAGGGCGGGUUCAGACCCCUCUUGGCGAAUGGCGCUUUUUGACUGAUUAUCCCCCCUCCUCUCCUUGCCCCCUGCAGGCCCGUGACACGGAGACUGGGGAACUGGCCGCCAUUAAGAUAGUGAAGCUUGAUCCAGGUAAGCUGGGGUGGGGUGGGCUGGCUGCUUCUUCAGCAAGGUGGGACUUCACAAGUCUUCUUUCAGAACUUGUUGGAUGGUUUGGGAAAUGUGCUGGGUCAGAGGCAGUGUGCAAGACUUAUAGAAAAAAAUGGGGUUGGCAUUUAAGCGCCACUCUCUGUCAAGAGUCUCUGUGUCCCCUGCAUCCAUUAUUGGUCACAGAAGAAUGGAUGGAGGCAGGAUCCAUUUUUCCUGUUGCAACAGAAGUCCCUCCCCGUUUUGUUAGGAGGUGACGCCCCAGAAAAAAGGUGUGCGAGAACUUUUGAAGACUUGCCCAGCCCCUUAGCCAAGGACCACCCAAAAGCAUCAUACAGGUGUCACAGAAAGAGGCGGUCUACAACAGAAAUUUGGGGGGUGUGGCAUGUCUCCCGUCUGUCAAGAUACCUGAUAAUGUUUUACCCCAGCCCACAAAUACAAAUACAGUGGUACCUCGGGUUACAUACGCUUCAGGUUACAGACUCCACUAACCCAGAAAUAUUACUUCAGGUUAAGAACUUUGCUUCAGGAUAAGAACAGAAAUCGUUCUCCGGCGGCGCGGCAGCAGCGGGAGGUCCCAUUAGCUAAAGUGGUGCUUCAGGUUAAGAACAGUUUCAGGUUAAGAACAGACCUCCAGAACGAAUUAAGUACUUAACCCGAGGGACCACUGUACAGGUACAAGAUCCAAAUUAACGUAUAACAUUUAAAAACAAUUCAAAACAACUGCACCCACCAAGUAAAGCAAGUACAAGAACCAUUAAACACAUCCAGCAGUACGUCUAAUUGUGCUACAGCAGGAUGCUUAUUAAAAGAGACAUUUAAUAUACCUGCCAUUAAAAAAAAGGUGUUAAAAUUACACCUUAACAUGCUUUUAUUCAUUUAUUUUUAAAUCUGACAUUACCUACCUGUAAUGUCUGAAACAGAGGUACUGGGAGCCAGCUCCCCAGGUGUGUCACGCACACCAAGUGGAUUUUUAGAACACUUUGGAAUUUGAUACUGUCAGAUAAAGGGCGGUAGUGACAGAGAGGCCCUUUUGGAGCAAAGGAAACAGUUUGUCCUGCUUCCUCUCCUCAGGGGAUGACAUCGGAUCCAUCCAGCAGGAGAUCACCACGCUCCGGGAUUGCCGCCACCCCAACGUGGUGGCCUAUUUCGGCAGCUACCUCAGGUGAGAGGCUCGGACGCUUUGGGAAAAGGACUGGAAUCAGGAGGGUAGGGCCGUUGAGGUGUAGUGAUAUGGUUGUGAAAGCGUAGUCAGAAUUGUGGGGUGGCAGGUUUGAUGCUUGACACUUAGUCCCUGGUAUUUGGCAUGGAUGGAGUCAGACUUGGUGGGAUGGAAUUGCCUUCUUUCCAAAUGAAGAAUGCACCUGUGGAGGACUUUAUUUUCCUAUCUAGGGCUGUCAGAGGCAGAAAAAUCAACCACGUAUUUUAUAGGAUAUGCUUGAGUUGAAAUUAAGCAGGAGGCGGCCCUCAGAGUGUAGAAACUGAACUCAUCCAGAAUUCCUUGCCCAAAGAGAAAUAUUUCAGGCCUUGUGGAUGGAAUUAGCUGGCUCUGUGGUGACGUUUCAUUUUUGCGUGUGUCUUGGGAAUGGAUGCUUAUGGGAUCUGAGUGGAAUAUUCCAGGGGAGCCCUUCAGGAGAUCAGUUUUCUUGUUGCCUCAGGGCAAGAUAUUCCUUUGGGCGCCCCUUCAAAGGGUGGCAGGUGGGAGAAAGAGGAGCUGCUUUGGGAGCUGAGGAGGGGGGCCAUUCCCACAAGCUUCUUUCUUCUCCCUUUAGGAAUGAGCGCCUGUGGAUCUGUAUGGAAUACUGUGGAGGGGGAUCCCUUCAGGAGAUCUACCACAGUGAGUUUCUACCUGUUUUGCUCCAUUGUCCUCCUCUGAACUGGAGAUGCCAGCAAGGCUUAAACUUGGGACCUUCUGCAUGCAGAGUAGAUGUUCUUGCUGCUGAUACCUGGCCCCUCCCAGGCUUGCAUUGCCUUGCAGAACUGGAGAUGGGCUGAAGGAAGGAAGGACACUGGCGAGGCACAUGACCUGGGCAUUUUGUCUUUCUCUAUCUUUUCCACACUUAGAUGCCCUUCCCUUCGGACUCUCCCCCUCCCCCAACUUUUAUUGUGUUCUUUGAAAGAGAGAGAGUUGAGCACCAACCCCAGGGUCUAGGAGAAGGGUCCUUGCUGAGUGACUGAGCACCAGCUUUGCUCACAAAAUGCCCCAGGAUGAAUCCCCAGCAGCAUCUCUAGGGAGGGCUGGCAAAGUAGCUCGGGCUCAGCCAGACUGUAGCCCCAGGGAUGGAGAAAAUGCCAGUCUGUGGGCUGUAUAUCAACUACUCCCUCUCUUGAAUGGCGCCCCUCCCUGGCCACGCCCCCUUGCUUCCCCCUUCCUGGGUGGCUUUGGAGGCAGGGGAGUAUGCUUAGGAGGGAAUGUGGCCCUCAGGUUGAAAAAGGCUCCCUGCACCUGGUGUGGACAAUAUUGUGCUCACAGAGUGGGUGUAUUCCUGGAGCUUCACCGUUGGGAAAAAUGGGUUGCAUCCACGCAGUUCUACUCAGAGCAGACAUGUUGAAAUGGACAGACCCAAGUUGCUGAUUCGUUUCAACAGAUCUACUCUGAGCAGAGCUGACGUUGGAUCCAGCCCACCGUUUUUGCACAACUCUCUGGCUGGGCAUGAGGACCCAAGUCGAGCAGAGGCUCAGGGUGUCCCUUGGCACUCCUCUUCUUUCAUUUUCCUUGUCCCCCCCAAAAAAAACCCCACCCCUGUGUCUUCCCCUGCUCCUCUCCCCUUGAUAAAAAUCAGCCCCCCUGCCAUGAGGUCCAGAAGGAGAACUCCUGGAGGUGUUGGUGUCUGCAUUAGGGUCCAGUUUGUCCCUCGGAAACCGGUCUCUGCUCCCCUUCCCCCCUGCUUUCUAUUCUGCCUGCCGUUGUUGUCGUCGCAGACAUGAGGAGAACACACACACACCCCUUGACAAAAUAGGAAAGCAUCCUGCCGCCGGUCUGUCGUAACCGGUACUUUGCUUCUGGUGGGUUUUACUUCCCCUUUUGGCUCCCUGCAGUUAGUUUACUUACAAGGUGGAGAGCAGCCUCUGCUCAGCCUCCCGUCUCCACGUCCAGCAGAAUUUUUAAGAGAUGGCAUAAAGCGUGGAAAGAAGCUCCUGGUGGCACAACGGUUCUGCCAUGCCUUCCAGGGAGGUUUGACCUGAGGAGAUUCUGAGAGGAAGUGGGGCCUAGGAAAACAAUUAACGCGGUGGGGGGAGUAGACGAACAGACAGACACAAUAACACCUGCUUCCUCCCCUCUCGGAGGAGGGCACUGUGGACUGUUCAUUUCCUAGGGUUGGCACCUGGCAUUCUUACCCUUCAUCCUGCAAGAGUUUAAACCAAAGAUGCCAACCCCACCCCCACACACUCUGGGGCCCAACCACUAACCAGACCCCUCCCAGGUCCUGAAGGCAGAGAGUGGUGAGCCCUGCUGGGCCGUCGCUUGAGACGGCUCAUGAAAGGAAGCCAAGCCACGUGUUUCAGAGGCAGAAGCCCAAGCAGACAAGGCCAUAAGCCCAUCUCUCCUAAGCAGGGCUGUGUAAUUGAGGAGCACCCCUGCGCCCCCCCGAGUCAAAACAGCCAUCUCCCUCAUUCCCAGACACAAUUCUCUCUCCUAGCUUUAAAUUUCACCUUAAUAAGCAAAGCCCGCCUGCUUUUUGCUCGGGGAAACCCAAUUGCCAAGUCUACAUAGGCAAAAACCUGCUUUUGUUAGCAUUGGGGUGGCAGGCGACCUGAGAUGCAAUUGACCCACCUUUUCUGCUUCUCGCCUCCAGCCACUGGUCCCCUCUCGGAGAAGCAGAUCGCCUACGUCUGCCGGGAGACCCUCCAGGUGAGUGGGUGGGCGGGGCUGAGCUUGCAGCACGUUCAGACCCGUGCCAGGUGGGUGUGGGCAGCCUGCUUUCUUUUUAUUCGGUGCCAACAGAAGCCAGAGUGAGCAGGUGUGUGUGAAGUGUCAGAGUGCCCCGUGUCUGCACCCGGGGCAGGAGUCAGUCUCUGCCUGGUUAUUCCGUCUCCCCUCCCAGCUCAGGUGUGGUUGCAAAAAUGUAGGGUUGUCAAGAGAGGCGCCUUCAGAGCUUAAUUGGAACUUGCUGCUAGGUUUGGAUCUGCAGCAUAAGAAACACGCGUGGUGUAAGACAUGGGUAGGCACAUUAAGGCCCGGGGGCCGGAUCUGGCCCAAUCGCCUUCUAAAUCCGGCCUGCGGACGGUCUGGGAAUCAGUGUGUUUUUACAUGAGUAGAAGGUGUCCUUUUAUUUAAAAUGCAUCUCUGGGUUAUUUGUGGGGCAUAGGAAUUUGUUCUUUUUUCCCCCUUCAAAAUAUAGUCUGGCCCCCCACAAGGUCUGAGGACAGUGGAUCGGCCCUCUGCUGAAAAAGUUUGCUAACCCCUGAUUUAAGAGGUCCCUUGAGCAUGUACGGAGUGGUUUUUGUGUGUGUGUGUGUGUGUCCCCGAUUUCUUCACUGUGUACACCACAGCUGGCUUUUCAGCAAUCCAGGAUUAGGAAGAGGCUUUCUGGGAAAGAUCCCCCUCACAGGCUUUCCACUUCUCUUUAUCCAAACCAAGUCCCGUGGCUUCUGCCCUCAUUUCCCUCCUGCUCUGUGACUCUGCGGCAUCAUACAGACGGACGCUCCACACCUUUGACAGGAAGCCCCAUUUUCCUGCUGGCUGCUCUGUUCUUUUCCUGCCUUCCUGCAGCUGAGAGAAACUGCUACAAUGGCAGGGAGUGGAAUGUAGGUCACUAGCUCUUUGUGUGUCUGGACUGAAUCUCUACAACGAAAGGCUGCAACGUCUGGGGAGUUUUUAGUUUGGAAGAAAGAAGAUGGGUGCAAAACAUAAAACUGAGAUUUACCAAAUUAUGCGUGUACCCGCCAACACUAAUCCAAUGAAAAUAGGGAUGUCCUAUAGCGUAAUGAUAGGAAUUUUAUUAUUUAUACCCCGCCCAUUUGACUGGGUUGCCCCAGACACUCUGGGUGGGCGGCUUCCAACAUACUGUAUAUAAAAACAUAACAAAACAUUUAAAAAACUUCCCUAUACAGGGCUGCCUGCAGAUUUCCUCUAAAGGUUGCAUCGCUACUUAUCUUCUUGGCUCAGGGAUUGCAUAACUCCAUACCCUCCAACAUUUCUCCAAUGAAAAUAAGGGCAUCCUAAGGAAAAGUGGGAUAUUCCGGGAUCAAAUCAGAAACCAGGGGAGUUCUUCUGUAAAUCUGGGACUGUCCCUGGGAAACAGGGACACUUGGAGGGUCCGGCACGGUGCAGGGGCAGACUUUGGUACCCCCAAAUGGACCUCCUCCAUUAGGGAUCUUCUCAAUUUGGCGCCCCUGGGCUCAGCACCCUGUGCAGGGGAACUACCCACACUGCCCUAAAUCCUGCGCUGAAUGGUGUGAAGGUGGAUAGAGAUAAGUCCCCCCCACUCCUUCUCUCGAAAUGUGAGAAUCCAGCUUCCUCCAGUAGGCGGGGUACCGUCUGCCCACCCAGUGUAAAUCUGAGCUUGCAGUUUGCGCCUUGGCUAACAGCAACACUUAGAUCUUGCUUCGUCUUCAGCACAGCCAGGCCUAGCUUGAUUCUUCUCUUUGCUGCCUCUUUUCAGGGCCUUCACCACCUGCACACCAAAGGGAAGAUGCACAGGGACAUAAAGGUAUGAUUUCCCUGCAGAAUCCAGGGCUUGGCUAACCUAGGCUCAGUCACCUGGGCUCAGUUGCCCUUUGGGGUUGCUUUUGUCAGCCUCGGAGGAGGAAGGCAAGGCUGGGUGGGAAGGGAGGGGAGCAGUCUGUCUCCCCACCCCCACCCCAUUCUGCUUUGGCAACAAUAGCUGCACUUCUCUUUCCUUUCUUCUGUCUCUUUUCCAGGGGGCCAACAUCCUGCUUACGGCCAGCGGAGACGUGAAACUCGGUCAGUUCCUCUUCUCGGCUUGCUUUCUUGUGGCAAGCCUUUCCUACUUCCAGCUGCCACUCCCAAAAUCUUCCUCUAAAUAUCUUCAUCUGUGGGUUCCCCUUCUCUAGACCAUCCAUAGUGACCAUGCCUUGACUGGGUGUGCCCCAGGUUUCUGCACUUAGCGGGGACCUCCAGACUGGGGACUGCAGGGGUGGCUUUGGUCUACCUGUUCACAUCCCUCUGGCUUUGCUCCAGAUCGAUUUACCUUAUUUUUCUCUGUAUAAGAUGCCCCCAUGUAUAAGAUGCCCCCGACUUUUGGGGACCCCAAAUUUAGAAAAUGGGCAUAUGCGCUAUCCAUGUAUAAGACACCCCCAGAUUUUUAACCUUAUUUCAAAGUAAAAAAAGCCCCUUCGUCUUAUACAUGGAAAAGUACGGUAUUUAUUUAAAGCAGGGACUCUGGCUGUAUCUCGUCAUCUUUUCUAGGGGUGUGGCGGUGGCUCAGGAGCAGAGCUGGGGUGUGGCAUGCCAGCUUCAACCCCCCAGUUUGGCAUUUGUUAAUAUUGUAUUUUGUUCGUUCGGUUUCUGUGAGAUACCUGGAGAACGUAGGCUGCUGUGCAGCCUUACAAAUGUAGGACAUAAAUCAAUAAAUGAAAAUAUUCUUGGUGGGUUGAGGGCUGUGGGCCCAGGGAUAUUUGAAGGGUUUUAUUUGGGGGGGUGGUGUAGGGCCUGGCCCACAACCCUCCUCCUGUGGAGCCUGGAUCGCUCUGGCCCACCACCUGAGUAAGGAAUGUUUGCCCUUCUCCUUUCUCAAACCACCUCCUUCCUUCCCACAGCGGAUUUUGGGGUCUCUGCAGAGCUGACGGCAUCUGUGGCGAAGCGGAACUCGUUCAUUGGGACCCCCUAUUGGUAAUGUGGGUGGGGGGCAGUGCUCUGUUCCUUCCUCUGCACCCUCUCUGUCUGGAGGGUGAGCUGUGGCCACAAACGUACCCAGUGGCCUUGAACACUCGCUGCCUCAGUCCUUCGGCCUGCAGCAUGGGAUGGUGGUUCUGACCAUCCCUGCAGGGUUGGUGUAUGUGAAGCGCCUUCAUAGCCUUGGCUGGCGGAGGGGUGGUGUUGCCUAGUGGGCAGAGCUCUCCUCACAGGUCGGCAGUUGCAGGGAGGACCAGGGGAAGACGGGCCCUUCUCUCCUUGGACAGCUGUAGCUUCAGGUCCGUGCAGGCCACCCUUUCCCAGGGGGGGUGUUUGGCUCAGCUGUGCCCCUUCUCGUCCUCCCAGGAUGGCGCCAGAGGUGGCUGCGGUGGAGAAGAAAGGAGGCUACAACCACCUGUGCGAUAUCUGGGCCCUCGGCAUCACGGCCAUUGAGCUGGCGGAGCUGCAGCCGCCCCUCUUCGACCUGCACCCCAUGAGGUGAGCUCAAAAGUUAAGCCUCAGUUGAAUGUGUGUAAAUGGGGAGUUGCCUGUAUUUAAUGAAAUCUUUCUAUAUGGCCGCAUCAUAAAAUAUCAGGGCAGCCAACAACAAUAAGAGCCUUUUGACAGUGGAACGGACUCCCUUGGAAAGUGGUGGACUCACCUUCCUUGGAGGUAUUUAAACAGAGGUUGGAUGGCCACCUGUCAGGGAUGCUUUAGCUGUUAUCCCUGCAUUGCCACAAGGCUGGACUAAAUGACUCUUGGAGGACCCUCCCAACUGUACAGUACUGUGUUUCUGUGAAUAUGUAUACAGUCGUACCUUGGAAGUUGAAUGGAAUCCGUUCCGGAAGUCCAUUCGACUUCCAAAAUGUUCAGAAACCAAGGCACGGCUUCUGAUUGGCUGCAGGAAGCUCCUGCAGCCAAUCGGAAGCUGCGGAACUUGCGUCGGAUAUUCGGGUUCCAAAGAACGUUUGCAAACAGUGGUACCUCGGGUUACAUACGCUUCAGGUUACAUACGCUUCAGGUUACAGACUCCGCUAACCCAGAAAUAAUACCUUGGGUUAAGAACUUUGCUUCAGGAUGAGAACAGAAAUCGUGCUCUGGUGGCGCGGCAGCAGCAAGAGGCCCCAUUAGCUAAAGUGGUGCUUCAGGUUAAGAACAGUUUCAGCUUAAGAACGGACCUCUGGAACGAAUUAAGUACUUAACCUGAGGUACCACUGUACUCACUUCCAGGUUUGCGGUGUUCGGGAGCCAAAACGUUUGACUCGCAAGGCGUUAAACUUCCGAGGUACAACUGUACAAUGAAAUAGAAAUCACCUUUAGAAAUGGCACAAAAGGAUAUUUAAAAUGGCUGGCCCAUGAGCUGCAGAGGUCUGUCUACAUGAAAAGGUAUUCAGGAGGAUCCUGGAAGUCAAAAGCGAGAGGGUGCCCGCCGCAUCUCUGCUCGAGCAUUCCAUAACGCAGCACUAAAAGCCCUUCUCCCAGUGAGGACCGGCUGAGGCUCUGGCUAGCAGUUCACCUCUGGAUGAUCUCAGUGAUGGAGCUGGGAUGCAGGGGUUCAGGUAGUCCUUAUGGUAUCCUGGGCCCAAGUUGCUCAGGGGUUUGUUACAUCAAAAGAAGAGCCUCAAGCCUCACCUGGCUGCAACAGGAGCAGCCAGUGCAGGGGUUUUAGUGGAGGUUUCCCAUGCUACCAAGCCGUCUGCCCCCAUCAGCAGUUUAGCUUUUGGCCAAAGGGCAGCCCCAGGUAGAGUGGCUUGCAGUAGUCCAGCCUCAAGGUUCCCAGGGCAUGGACUCCAGCAGCCAAGUUAUCCUAACCCUGACCCUACUGUCUCCCUGCCUCCCUGACAUCCAGCCUGGUGCCAGAGGAACAGAUGGCACGUUGGCAUUGAAGAGAAUCUGGCAGCGCCAUCUGUUCGCGAGGGCCCUUUUCCUCAGCCGCUGCUCGUAUCCUGCCUUUAACACUGUCAAGGAGAAGCAGAAUCUGCCGAUCAAGCCACUGUGGAUGCUGUUUUCAGGAAAGCAUGUGUGCAAGCAAAUCCCUUGAAGUAUUCCUUUCUUUAAAAAACAAAAAACGUGGGUGCAAAAACGGUUACCCUUGCGGGAAACACUGCAAGAAUUGUGGUGCUGGAAAGGAGCCCCGAGGGGGUCAUCUGGUCCAGCCCCCUGCAGUGCAGGAAUCUCAACUAGAUUAUGCAUAACAGAUGGCCACCCAACUUCUGCUUAGAAACCUCUAAGGAAGGAGCAUCCACCACAUUUAGUAGGAGUCUGUUCCACUGUCGAUUAGCUCUUACUGUCAGAAAGUUCUUCCUGAUGUUGAUUUGGAAUCUCCUUUCUUGUAACUUGAAUCCAUUUGGGUCCUAGAACCCAGAGCAGAAGGAAAAGCUUGCUCCAUGUGACGAUGGCAAUCAUAUCUCCUCUGUGUCUCCUUUAAACAUACCCACUUCCCAUGGCCAUUCCUCAGUCUUAAGGCUUGGUUUCCAGACCUUUUAUCGUCUUGGUCACCAUCCUCUGCACAUGUUCCAGCUUGUCAAUAUUUUUAUUUAUAGAGAUGAAGCGGGUGGAAAUAACAUAAAAAUAGCAAAGGAAAUAAUUAGGUACCCGGCUGACUGCCUUCGGCUGCAGAGGGGGUUGCAGCCGGUGACUUGAGUCCUUUUCCUGGCCGUCCAAGAGGGUGGUGGCUCUACAGAGCUUCGAGGCCCCACACCCACCUGAAGCAGCUUUAGGCAAGUGUGGGGAGGGAAAGGGGAGCUGCCCCCACUGUCUCCUGUGAGGUCCCAGCCUCGGUCACAACCACCCAGCUCCAGGUUUCUGGGAGAAGCGUGAGUGGUGUCGCUAACCACACCUCUGCUAAGAAACAGCCUGCAUGUAGAUCCUGUGAGGACAGGCGCACAAAGCGCGCGCACACACAAACACGCAGGCUUCUGGUGGGCGGGGGGAUUAAGCAACAGGAAAUGCCACACGGAGGCCUCUCCAGUAAGACUGGCUUUGCCUGCUCUCAGAGCGGUGUGUGUUUUGUGUGGCGUGCCGGCUGUCUGUUGACAUUGGUGCCCCACUAAUAACAAUCUCAGACCUGACCUACUCAGCAGAGUAAGUUUGCGUGCAGGAGAGAAGCAUGGUCGGAACCUGUAUGUAGUAGCCCUUUUCUUUUUCAAAGGCAACUGUGUGUGUGGGGGGGGUAAACUGGACCCAAAACGGUGCAGAAAACCAGGCCCAGAUUUCUUGAGUGACCCUCCUAGCGGUUAGCACAGGGGUCAGCAAACUUUUUCAGUGGGGGGCCAGUCCACUGUCCCUCAGACCUUGUGGGGGGCGGACGGACUAUAUUUUGGAAAAAAAUAUGAACGAAUUCCUAUGCCCCACAAAGAACCCAGAGAUGCAUUUUAAAUAAAAGCACACAUUCUACUCCUGUAAAAACACCAGGCAGGCCCCACAAAUAACCCAGAGAUGCAUUUUAAAUAAAAGGACACAUUCUACUCAUGUAAAAACACGCUGAUUCCCAGACUGUCUGCGGCCCGGAUUUAGAAGGCGAUUGGGCUGGAUCCGGCCCCUGGGCCUUAGUUUGCUUACCCAUGGGUUAGUAUGUUUGAACAUCAGGCAUAAUCAGCAAAUUUGGGGGGGGGGGUGAGGUGGGGACAAAUUUGGGACAACAGAGGCAGGUAUUGUGCCUUUUUUAAAACACGCAGGAGGAUCGAAGCAGGAAAGACGAUCCUUGUUUUGUCUUUCCCUUCAGGGCCUUGAUGCUGAUGUCGAAAAGCAGCUUCCAGCCCCCCAAGCUAAAAGACAAGGCCUGCUGGUGAGUGACUGAGCAGCAGGGCUGUGCAGGAGGGCAGACCUGCUCCCUCUCCUGGGUUUCGGUUGUGUGUAAAGAAGGCUGGAUCUGACCACCUUAUGCCAAUGAAAUGCAGUGUCACAAUGGACAGGUCGGUGGACUGGGUUCAGAUUCCUGCUUGGCUACAAAUCUGUAUCCUCGAACCACUUGUUUUCUCUCUUAGCCUCCCUUCUCAGUGUUAUUGAGAAGGUACAGUGGGUGGAGGACUAGAAGAAGCUGCCUUUCACAGAGUCAAGCUAUUUCUCCAUCCAUCCAACUCUGACUGGCAGGUUGACUUCUCUGGUUGGCUGCCGGUUGUCCUCAGCAGUGGCGGAGGAAGGGGGGUGCGGCAGGUGCGGUCUGCCCCGGGUGUCACCACUGAGGGGGGUGACAAAAUGCCGGGCGGCACUCGCCGCAGGGCCUGCAGCACGUUCAAGCCGCGUGUCUCUCCUGGGAGAGACGCAGUGGCUUGGAUGUGUGCAGGCGCUGCCUUGCCCAAAUGGUCCUUCCACUGCCUCCACCCCAGCUGUAGGGCGGCUGAGUGGGAGGAGGCAGGCAGACUCCAGAGGCCCCACGGUGUGCGCCAUCCCUAUGGACGGCGCCCCCACCUCUGGGCAUGCCGCCCUAGGCGCCUGAGCGGCUUCCUCCACCACUGGUCCUCAGUUGGGGGUGGGAGGGGGGCGGCUGCACCUGAAUGACAGAUGCUGGAACUCUUAAGGUGGAGAGUUCUGUGGCUGUUGUGCUUUAUCCAGCUGGAGGGCUUCUUUGAUCAUCUGGCUACUGUGAGAAAGUAACUAGUAGUAACCAGUAGUGAUGGUUUCAGGCUGUGAUGGAGUUUGCUGUUGAAUACCAGCUGCUGGGGGCAUUUCUGGGAUAGGGCUGCUGUUGUUCUCACGCCCUGCCUUCCGGUUAUUUAGUUAGACACUCGACUUUUUAGCUUGUCUUAUCUUCCCUUUCUCCCUUCCAGGUCGGCAGAUUUCCACCAUUUCCUCAAACUCUCCUUAACCAAGAACCCCAAAAAGCGUCCCGUGGCAGAAAAACUCCUGCAGGUGACUCAAGAUGGAAGUUGGGGUGGGUGGGCUUGGAGAGGGUGGAGAACGACAACUCCAUCCUUAGAGAUAGGUACUUCCUUCCAGAGAAUUACAGGAGUGUAUUUUUAAAAAAUGCCCAAAAUUGUGCUUUUUUAAAGCGAAAUCUCCAAACAAAAUUAUUAUUUUUACCUGUCUUUUUUUUAGGAAAAUUGCCAAAAAUCAACACUUCUGAUAUGGGCAGCCACGCGCCCGACUUUCCCCAGACAUUUUAUCCCGAAUCCUGGCUAUGUCCUGGAAAUUCCGGACGUAUGGCAGCCCUACGGUUGCACUCGGGUCCUGUUUGGCAGCUUCCCACUGUGGCAUGUGCUUGGCCACUGUGGGAACAGAAUGCUGGACUAGCUGCUCCCCCUCCUGGUGGCCUGAUCCAGCUGCUGCAGGGCUCUUCUGUUGUCCUUAGGGCAGACACUUUAGUUGCUGUGAGAGCCACAGUUUUAAUUUAAUUUCCCACAGUGCCCUGGUGUUGUCCUUCUCUGGGGCAUUGUGGGAAUUAAAAUCUGGAUCCAGCUGCCCAGGAGAGGUGCCAGGAUGGGCUGCAGCAGCUGCCCAAGAAUGCCGCCUGCCAGCCCUGUGCUUGGCGGGCAUUUGGGGGAAACCUUGAAUCCCCUUCUCCUCUCACCUUGUCUUCCUCUCCACCAGCAUCCUUUCGUUAGCCAGCCAUUGGCUCGCGUCUUAGUCAUUGAGCUACUGGAUAAAGCCACGAACCCGGAUUUGGCAGCGGCUGCCCUGGUGGAUGAUGGAGACUUAGAGGUAUGGUCCCCACAAGCUGUGGCAGAAGGGAGAGGGGAAUCUGCCAUAGACCCAAGCCAUUGACUGAGCAGAUUUGUUCUCUCUCGAGAGCUAAAGAGUAGAAGCUGCCAAGAAGCUUAUUUUGGCUAAAUAGGAAGAGAAACCUCCUAAGAAUAAGAGCUCUUCCACGGUGGAGUCAUAGGCUGCCUUUUGGGGGGUGGGGGGUGGCGGCUCCCCUUUGCUAGGAGGUUGCUCAACAGAGGCCCAGCAGGAAUGUUGAUAGAGUUGCAACAGUCUGCACUGUCGAAGGGGGACCUCCCAGAGAUUUUCCAAAUCCGACCUCCGAUUUUUUUCAUGCAAUGCAUAUAAUUAACUUGCGGGACUCACUGCCACAGUAUAUGCUGCUGAACAAAAUAACUCAACACUAUGGCCAAAAACAAUGGCACUAAACAUUAUUUAGAAACUAAUAUAAAUGAUCAGAAAUUACAACUAAAGUCUCUAAAUCUUCUUCACCAGUCACGGUAGAAUAAUUCAAAAGUUCGAUAUAUACAUAAUCUGUCACCAAAUCGCUGGAACAGAGCUUCCGGAUAACCAAUCUGUUUUGUUCAAUGCUUCACCAGCCAAUCUUGAUCAAUUCUUCAUCAGCCAGACCUGUAAGAAUUAAUAUGAGAAGGAUGCAGUUCAAUUUCUUAACAAGCUGAAAUUACAAUAUACAUGCGAUGAAACCUGCGUCUGUAUAAAAUUAGAAAAGAAGGGUCCUAGAAUUCCAGACAAUUUAUCGAAGUCACAACGUGACUGUCUCAAAGAGCUCUCUAAUGAAGCUAACAUCAUUAUGAAACCAGCAGAUAAAGGAGGUGGCAAGAGUUACCACCCCAUGGGCAGAGUGUGGGCAGUUGGGGGCUACCAUGAGGCCAGAGCUGUUAUCUUUUAUGUUCUGGUCCUAAACACCUCUGUUUAGAAAGAGAGACAUGGGAAUCUUCUUCCCACUGCAUCACACCAAACUGGCCUGUCUAGCCCAGUGUUCCCAGCCCUGCCUGGCAGUGGCUCUCUCUGGGGUCUUUUCCCAGCCCUUCCUGGAGGUGGCAGCAGGGAUUGAACCAGGGACCUCUGCAUGUGGAGCACAUGCUCUCCCAUGCAUUGGCUGAGGCUGAUGGGAAUUGUAGUCCAAAGCAUACAGAAAGCACCAGAUGGGUGAAAGCUGCCCUGGAGGCUCUUUGUUCCGACUGAGUUCUUAGGCAUGGUUGACUUUCUCUCUUUAAACUACUCAGGCUUAUGAAGUUUUUCCUGACAAAAUCCGUUCCCAUCGGCCACACGGGCCAGUCGAAGGGACCCUUGCAGAGAUCCAGUGUAAGUUCCUCCUCUCCCCCGGCUCCCCCUGCCCACACGUUUGGACCCUGAUUUCUUUCUCCGGUGGGGCUUUAAAUCAGCCUGAUUUCUCUCCAGACUCUCCCAUGGCAUGGGAAGCCCCCUAGUGGAAGUGGAAAGCUGUUUGGGGCAGGCGAUGUUGGUGAAAGUCCCUUCUGGAGAUGGUGGGUGAAAGGUGUACCAGGAGCUUAGGAUGAUGUGGAACUGAGCAGAAGUGUUUACCUGACCGCAUUGGAGCAGGACGAAGAGGUGGCAGUCAGGUUGGGAUGGUGCAAACUCCAUGGCAGGGCCAGUCUGGUGUUUCUGCUGGUGUGUUUGCACUGUGCCACUCUCACGGCCACCUCUCCUUCCCAGUAAGCAUCAGCAGCCUGCCUUCCAGGAGGUCCGGAAAGUGCCUCUGCCCCUCCCCCGAAGUCCUGAGCUCCUGUGGGGUAUCCUGCAGGGACACCCCCUCUUUGCCCUCCAGUGGCUGGGUAGGGUAUAGGGAGUGUUUUCUUGGGUGAAUAGCAUGAAGCCAUUUGGGCCUUGGUGGUGGUGGGGAAGUCCUGCUUCUGAGCAAAAUGCCUGAUGUUUGUUCUUUUGCAGUUAAUCAGGUCAAAUUCGGGCCCCCGCUGAGGAAAGAAACAGAGCCUUGGUGCAGUCUGGUAAGAGUGUGUGUGUAUAUGUUUCGGAGGGGCAAAAGAGUGAAUGGAUUGCUUGCUUUGGUCCCAGGGUGCGUUUGAGGAGGGAAAUUCACAACGGAAAUGCUGACGGGGGGUGGGGGUGGCAAAAUUCAUCCAUCGAAUCAUAGAGCUGGAAGGCACCACAAGGGUCACCCACAAAUGCAGGAAUAUUUUACCCAACCUGGGGCUUGAACUCACAACCCUGAGAUUAUGAGUCUCAUUCUCUACCAGCUGAGCUAUCCCAGCUGGGUGAUUGCCCCACCUCACCCGAUAUUGCCUACUCUUGACUGUUGGUGACUUUCCAGGCCCUCAGGAAGGUAAGAUGCUUCUUGCCACCCACCCCACCCCCCACCGCCGCCAUUGCUCACUCCCUGUUCCUUCUUUCACUGGGUAUUUUUGGGGAGUGUGUGUGCAUAAAAUUAUUCUAGCCUUAAGAUUUAACAGUAAUUUUUGUGUGUUUUGCAGAAGGAGGAGGAAGAGGAGAACUGGAUGGUCUUAGGAGAUGGAGAGUAAGGAGCCUGGGAGACGGGUAGGGUGAUGGGAGGUGGGUGGGAGCCCCUGUUUCUCAUCCCUCCCCACCUUUGUGAAACAGGAUGGCCACCUUUUCCUUCUUGCUGGGAGGAAGAGCUUAAGAGCGGCCGCUUUUUCUCCCCCAGCAGAGAUGGGGAAAGCAGGGCCUGUUGAAUUCUGCCUGCUUUGCUGCUAUUAAGGGGACAACCAGAAAAAGGGCCGCCUUCCUACAAGGAAGGGGGUGGAAUUUAGGGAGUUAGAAAUGAGGUUAACAUAUUUGGGGCAGGGGAGGAGCAAGAAGGAGGCAGGACUGCUGCACAGGUGUGAGAUUUCCUGAUGGUACUUUUGGUGCUGUUUUUCUCCUCUUUAGGAGCCUCCUUCAGUCGGUGGAAGAAGCACUAGAGGAAAGGUAUGCUGAUGCUUGGGUGGUGGUGGAGGAGGAGAACUUUGGGAGCUGCUGCCUUUCUAUGACUCCAGGCUCUUUGUACGCCUCUGGUCCUCUGUUAUUGUCUCAGCUCCGGCAGGCAGAGACAGAAGAGGUGGAGCUGCCCUUCCAGCCAGGCCCCAUCCUGCGGCUCUGGCACUCCAGCUCCAGACAGGCAAACUCAGCCCCCUCUCUACUGUGAAGUUUUUAGGCUGGCAACUGAAGAACGAGUCUCUCUGCACAUGCGCAGGCACUCUGUUCCUUGCUUAUUGUGGAGCUUUGGCAGUUAGGUUCUGGAGCCAAGUCCUGGUCUGUGUGGGCUCACACCGAGCCGCAAAUAUUCCCCUUUCAAGGCAAUAUCCCCCCCGCUUCUGUUCUGAUGAGUCCUUUGUCUCCUGCAGGAGCCUCACCAUUCGCCCAGCAGGCACCACAGAGAAGGUACUGUUCUUCAUUGCAUCUAUCCCAUUACCCCCCCACAACCUCCCCACCCUCAGUCUCCCUCACUAAGAAGCCCUUUCCCUUGCUUUAUUCAGGUCCAUGAGGAACAGCGGCCCAGCAGCACUGGGGAGGGGGACAUGAGCACCAUCAAAAGGGGGCCCCUGUGGGAUUUUCUCAACCUGGAGCUGGCCUAUAAGGCUCCCUGGGAGCUCGAGGAGGGCCUUGACUUCCCAGCCCCUGAGUGUCAGAGAAGCCAGAGCCUGCCAGGUGAGGAAGAAGUGGAGCCACGUGGGUUGCGGUGAACACAGAUGGGCCCCAAAAUGGGUUUGGAGUCUUCCCCCUUCUAGGAGAGGGGAUUUGUGUUCUGAAAGCGGAAAUCCACAGAAAAGAGCUGUGAGAAAGCACGCUGGGGAGUGGGGGGGGGGUGAUGGAGACGGCACAAGCGCUGGCCAGUAGGCCCUGUGCACAGAACUGGCUUCUGGUGCAAGCUGGUUUCUUCUGAGCUCAGUUGGUUCUUCACCAAAGGGCUAUCUAGUUUAUCCCGUUUUCCGAUGCCCAGAGCCCAAAUUUGCCCAAAGCGGCUCAGGUUUUGCACCGAGGAAACCAAAGUCUGUGACACAUAUAAAUGAUGGAAAUGGAGCCACUUCUCCUCAUUCUACAUGAUUCAUUCCAGGUUUUGCCAGUGCUGGAAAGGGGAAGCUGCACCUCUUCCUCACUGGAUAUCUUAUUCAGCCCCUUGUGAUAUUUCACCAGGAAUUGCCCACAUGCUGUCAAGCAUAUAUUAGGCACCUUGAGCAGAAACUUGUUCCCUGCUUUUUCACCUCCUUGAAAGCUGGGAUUCUUCCAGGUGCUGAAUUUUCACACCAUCUUGAAUUAUGCUCCGUUUGAAUGAAUUCAACCUUUUCCAAGACCAGCUGUGAAGCAGGGUUUAAUCUGGUGCUCUGAAGGCUCAGGUGACAAUAACUUAGUUAGGGUGGCAAUAAGGAUUAAACCCUGCUUCGUCACAUCCUCCUAAGAUCAAAUAGGCUACAAUCCUAUGAAUGCUUGAUUACUCCUGGUGGAACUUACUUGUGUGUAAACAUGCGUAGGAUUGCUUUGUGAGAUGCCACAGGUGGACUCCCCCCCCUUGUUUUUCUGCUAUAGUAAAUAAAGCCACUAAAGGUAGUUAUUAACCAGAGACUUUAAAAAUAAUAAUAAUACCAGACUGCUCAUUCUGUCAUCUGCAGCGAACAUGGAAAAACAGGCUACUAGCCUCUGAGCUAGAGAUGUGAAGGCCUGGGGUGUGGGGGAAUGAAAAACUGGGAAAGGGGGAACCAUUUCGCCACACAUUUUUUUUAAAGGAAUGGGGGGAGAAUGGGGGAAAUUGGAGGGGGACGGACACCGGGUUUCCCUCCCGAUGCUUCCACUUUCCCGCAGGCUUUCACAGCUCUUCUCUUACCAACUUCCCUUCUACCAGGUGGGCUGGUGGAGAAGGGGAGGAGGAGGUGGGUUGGGGGGGCCUUCUGCUCCUCUUCUAUGGCCAGAAUGGGAGCCAAGUGGGGCAGAAGCUUCCUACCACCAUCUGCUUGCCCACUUCUUCCUUGCCCGCCUCCAGGGAGUUCCAUGACACCCACGGCAGGAUGUUAAACACAGACCCGGAUUUCAGCUUCCUAUUUUGCUUCUGCAUUCCGGCGCAUCACACACCCAAAUGUUUUGGGUGUGUUUUUUAAUUAAAAGCAGCCUCCAGAAGCCAUAAUUCUGAGAGGAGGAGGAGAGGCAGUGAAUGUAUGUGUCUUGGGAGGGGGGCAAUAGUAGUGUUUAACUCUUUCCCUACCACCCUUUUAAAAAUGCAUUGUUUUCUGCGGCUGCUCCCCUCGCCCUUUUACAGGAUUCCUAAAGGAUGCUUAGUAGGUUGUUGGGCGGGGGGUCAAAGCUGGGGGCUUCAUUGCAUGUAUUUUUUAAAAUGGAUUUAUAUCCUACUUUUUUAAAACAACAACAACAACAACAACAAAAACACAAAGCUUCAUGGCAGCUGAGAAUCAAAUCUGAUAAACCAAUAAAUUACAUACAGUAAAAAGAUAAAACCAUGCAAUAAAACGGCAUAGUAGAAAGAAAGCAAAUCUGGCAGCAGGGAGUGGAAUAGAUAAAAUGAAAUGGUUGGCAAUUAAAACCAAGCCGGUACAGAAACGGAGUAGUAGGAGGGGGCUCGGCAGGGAAAGGGUUAAGCAGCCAUCCAGGAUGGCAUCUGUGCAGUUGGGUGGGCUAGUGGAAUGCAGCAGAGAGGGGCUCCAUUUCUGACCCCUUCUUAAAUCUUUUAAUUUGUGCUGGUGUGACGGCGGUGCUUGUCUUUCCCCCACAGACAACGCAGAUCUGAGCGAUCCUUCAGAUACCUCACGGACAGGCUCCCCCAAGCCUGUGGACUCUCUCCUCUCCACAGAGUGGGCUACCAUGAAGAGGAAGGAAGAGGCCACUGUAAGUGGGGGCGGGUGGGGACAGAAGCACCCCAAAAUCUCCAAGCAAGGAAGCCUGGGAUCAGAGCAGAUAAAUCAACUGUUAAAGCCUGUUUCUGGUGGAGGAAACAGUGGUCUUACGGAACGUGGCUGUAAGGGUUCUAGGGGUUGCUCGUGUGUAAGCCAGUGCUUAUCUCCCCGGCUGGGUGCAAACACCUGGCUGGGUUGCCUAAGUGAACCUUUUCUGUCCGGACAGCCACUCACCCGUGGCUGACUCAAUCGCUGGCAGAAUCCGUCAGUGGGCGUUUCUUAAACUUCUUCCAGCAAAGAAGCUCUUUGACGCCUAGUCUCCUCCUACUCUCUCUGCGCGAAAGCCUUCUGCGCAAGGAGGGCAUGGGCAACGGAGGACCCCUACUCUCCCCGCUGGUCCCAGGCAAGGAGUCAUGGGACCGCCUCGCCGCUUCCCCCAUCUGCCCCCCUUCUCCACUGGUGCUACGCUGAUUCUCUUCCCCAGAAGAUGGGCUGCUUCUCCCAAUCCCUGGACGCUCUCUGGAAUCCCUCUGGCUUUUGCUCUCUCCCUCCGGCACUGAUGGCAGUUCCCUGACAGUGACCUAGCUGGCUAAAACCUUCGGAGAGAGGGCCAGCAGGAUGGGCCACUAGGUUUGCCCCUCCAAAUACAGUGGUACCUCUGGUUACGUACUUAAUUCGUUCCGGAGGUCUGUUCUUAACCUGAAACUGUUCUUAACCUGAAGCACCACUUUAGCUAAUGGGGCCUCCUGCUGCUGCCGCACCGCCGGAGCACAAUUUCUGUUCUCAUCCUGAAGGAAGGUUCUUAACCCAAGGUAAUAUUUCUGGGUUAGCAGAGUCUGUAACCUGAAGCGUAUGUAACCUGAAGCGUAUGUAACCCGAGGUACCACUGUAUAGGCAUUUUGUGGGGUGCAGUAAGAGGGAAAGGUGGGGCUUGGGAAGUAGCAGGACAUGUCUGGAAUGGCUCUUUGACACUCUUGCGAAAAAGCCCCCAACGCUCCUGUUUCUCAUGAGGAGUGCCCUGCCCCACCUGCUACUGGUACGGGGUUGAAGGUUGCAAUCCUAUUGAGGGGAAGGGGUCUGGAGUUAACCCAAUAUGUUGGCAUCUUCAAAUAACUACACCUUUUCUUUCUCUUUCUUUCUUUCUUUCUUUCUUUCUCUGGUGACUUCCCCCACUUCUUCUUCACCCCUCCUCUCUUGCAGAGGCUACUGUGUCAUGGGUUGCCUCCCACUCCUAAAGUCCACGUAAGUCCUCUUCACUGGGCAGGGGAGGGUGGUACAUGCAUCAGCAAACUGGAGCCAGGAGAGGAGGAUGGGGCAGGGAGUUCACAGCCAAGGAAUUUUGUAGGUCUCAGUACAGGAGCCCUGGAAGUGGGUCUCCAACUCCCCCCUCCAGCUUUCUGUGUCUUCUCUUUUCCAAGAUGGGGGCCUGUUUCUCCAAAGUCUUCAACGGCUGUCCGCUGAAAAUCAACUCGGCUACGACGUGGAUCCACCCAGAAACACGAGGUAGAACCCACACAUGUUUCCUGUGGAAGCUUGGCACCAGAGAUUGGCCGCUGGUGAUCUGACCUCCCCCUCUUCUCCCCCCCACCCGUAGAUCUCUACCUAGUGGUGGGAGCUGAAGAAGGCAUCUACACACUCAAUCUCCAUGAGCUCCAUGAGGACACGAUGGAGAAGGUGAGGAUCCUGGAGAGGGAGGAGCUGGGGUGGAGGGUUCUCAACACCAUGGGAAGCAGGGUGGAUCCUUGUUUCCACACAUCCCAUGGGACCAAGUUUGGGCCUGCCCACCUGUCUUAUCACCUGACAUUAAAAUGAUGCCAAAUUACCCAGUUAGAAAUUGAGCAGCACCAGUAAAAAAAAGCACACCUCUGCUCAGCACCAAUGCUCAGUGGAAGGCAUUGGUCAAGGGGCUGCUGGCUGAGGCAACAUGGAUGCAUGGCCUCAGCUGCAGUGGUGCUGUCCGUGGUCCUGAAUUGCAGUUGUCUUGAUCUCCCUCCAAAGGGCCAAGAGCUACCUUCCCUCUGCACUUUCCAGGCAUGACCCAUGCUUCACAGCUUUGUUUCCAAAUGCUCUUAUUUUUGCUCCAGAGCUUCCCCCACAAAAAACCUGCUCUUUACUGCUGAGUUGGAGCAAACAGCAAUCCAUGGAAAACCCAAAUUGCUGUUUGUUGUGGUUCAGGUUUAAAGAGCUGGUUUUCGUGAGGAAAGCUCUGGGGUGAAAGAAAGAGAACUCGGACAAGGAGCUUCAGAAUGUGGAGUGGCAGGUCUGGGGCAAAGCUAAGCCCUCACUUGACCCUUGCCCUGCCUGCCAGGAGAACAAGGAACUUCUGGCCUCUCCUUGCUUAGGCCUUUACCAUGACCACCACCAGAGGUGGACAUCCCCCGUGGAUCGCAACAGGAAGGGCAGGUGGGUGGGUGCGUUUGGUGGCGGUCAACUCAGGAGGCCCUUUCAUUCAUCGCUCAGAGAUGCCCACGAGAGUGUCUGUCAAGAUGCUGAGGUUUCUUAUCCCUACAGGCUCUUUUCUUACGAUCAUUGAAAUUUUUUAUUGUUUUUGGGUGGCUCCUUUAAAAUAUCUAUAUAUAUAAACACUAUUCAAUCUUCAUUAAGUUCCUUGUAUCUAACUUGGACACACUCGUUUCAUGCCACGAAAAUGCAGCGAUGGCUCAACAAGCGACUGAUCUCUCUCUCGCCACUUCUCCCUCUCUCUCCUGCUUUGUGCCAUUCAUCCUGCCCCCCCCCGCCCCCGCCUGCUCCCCUCCCCCAGCUCCUUCCACACAGGUGUUCUUGGCUCUACUGUAUGAACAAUGUGCUACUGACCUUAGCUGGUGAGUGUCCAGAGACAGAGCUAGAACCACCCCCCUCAUUUCCCCUCUUUUUGCCUUGCCCAUCAGGUAUCUGGGUCGAUUUAAGGGGACUGGGGGUGAGCUUCACACGUUGGGUUUAGAGGGGCAAUCGGGUGUGUGGCUAUAGGAUUGAAGAGUCCAGAAGGUAUCUGAAUAUAAAAAAAUGGCACCUGCUUAAACUUCCAUUUUGCUCCGGCAAAUGAUCCUCCCGAUUUUCCCGCUUCUGCCUUUGCAGGGAAGUCCUCCCAGCUCUCUUCCCACAACCUUGUGGGUCUCUUUGAGCAGCGGCGCCAGCUGCAGAAGCGGCAGGUCCCCCUCUCCAUCGCCACCAACCGGCUGACAGAGCGGAUCAUCCCCAGGUGGGGAGAGGCGGGGAGGGAGGGACCCCCCCAUCCCCUGCCCCACUUCAAAGAGAGGAGAGUAGUAAAUUCUCUUCUCCGCGCCCCCCCCCAUAUCCGAUCCUAGUGUUGGAGGUAUGGCUGAUUUCUCCAAGCUGCUUCCCAGGGAGCUGCUUGCGACUGGAACUGAAGCUGGGAAGGGUUGGCUGUGGGGUCCUGGGAAAGAUGUUGGGCAGGCAGAGGGCCCAUGGGAGCAAGGAGCUGUGCAGAGCCCCAGAUCUCCACCCUGUGGUUUCUGGAUGCCCCUGGGCUUAAGAGGCAGCCUGUACAUUCCUAAGCCAGCCUAUGUGAUGCCCAAGAAGAGGACCCUCCCUGGUGACUUCAAGUGACUCCCACCUGAAAGCCCCCCCGGAAGGGCCACAACCAGGCAAUGCCAGUGGUAUUGAGGCUGGUGGACCCAGUGGGUUUGAUUUCCUAUAAAAGCAGCUUCCUGAGUCCCUUCUUAAUAAUUCCUUUAUUGGGCCUCAUGAGGACUGGAGUCUUACUUCAUUUUGGGGGGGGAAGGACUAUAGCUCUGUAUUAGAGUUCCUGCUUUGCAAACAGAAGACGGUCCCCUGCUCAGUCUCAGACAGACUUUUCAGUUAAGGACAGACUUGGCGGGGAGGACCCUCUCCUCUUUGCCUCUGACCCGGUGAAAUUCGCCCCCCACCACACACACACACACACACACACACACACCCAGGCCUAAAUCUGUUCCUUUCUCUUGACAGGAAGUUUGCCCUCUCAGCCAAGAUAGCUGACACCAAAGGAUGCUUGAAGUGCCGUGUGGGUGAGUUUUCUGGAGAGGGGCAGGCCUGUUGGGAAAUGACAGUUGGUGGCUGUGUGAGGGAAGGAGGAGUUUUGGGGACAUGGAGGUUGGAGGAGAUGAGGGGGAGAGGGAGUUUUUAUAUCCCAUCUUUCCUCCAAGGAGCUCAUGAAGUCAUAUGUAAUAUUAUUAUUAUUAUUAUAAUUAUUAUUAUAAUUAUUAUUAUUAUUAUUAUUAUUAAUACCCUGCCACCCUGGGCGGCUUCCAACAGAAUAUUAAAAUACAAUAGUCCAUUAAACAUUAAAAGCUUCCCUAAACAGGGCUGCCUUCAGAUGUCUUCUAAAAGUCUGGUAGUUGUUUUUCUCUUUGACAUCUGGUGGGGCAGGCGCCACUACCGAGAAGGCCCUCUGCCUGGUUCCCUGUAACUUGGCUUCUCGCAGUGAGGGAACCGCCAGAAGGCCCUUGGCACUGGACCUCAGUGUAAUUUUCUUCUUCCCCGUUCUCCCCUCACAACAACCCCAUGCUGUUCAGUGGAGAAUUGGAUAUUCAAAAUUUGACUGAUAUUUGGGUCACACCAGUAUUCUGCACCCCAAAGCCAAAAAGGUAGCAGCUUUUCAACUCUGGUCUUAUGGUGGAGGCGACGUUGUAGCCCUGCGUUAUGCCAGCCUCCUGGAGUGUUGUGCUUUUUUGAGAAAUGCAGUUGGGUGGAAUUGGAGUAAGCCGCAUUGAAAGGGGGAAGUGGGUGAUUAAUGGCUUCCUCAUCCAUUGGAAAAUGAAAACGGGGUGACUCUUGUGGGUGUGCGGAAUUUGACGAGAAACACGGCAUGAUGAGAAAAUAGUAAUCAAUGCCUCCCCCAUUAGCAGUCAAAUUUGCAGCUCUCCCCAGCACUCACUUGCAUUUCCCUAAAAAACAAGCCAAGUGAAAAGCCCAAGGCCAUAUGUGAGUGAAAUUCGGCUAAAUUAUGCCCUGGAGGAAUUGUGGGGUGUUGUGCCUUCCAGAUUCAGAGCAGCAUUGUUGCAGGCCCAGCAACAGUCACAUGCAACCAGCUGCAAUUUUGCAGCCUUUUGGAGCCUGUGUGAACAUGGAGAGCCCUUCACACAACAUGUUAAACCGGAAGGCUUUUUGUUCGCUGAAGUUAAUAACGCAAGCGGGGUAGUGUUUUAGCGCAAAUUAAAAUGCAGCUGUUUUAUUUUGAAAGAUAAACACACUGCUAAAAUGGCACUGCCCAAGUGCCCAAGUGUAGAGGGCAUGACAACAGGCAAAACCCACAACAUGGCACAGCAACUUCCUUGCCGGCAGCCCUGUCUCUGAGCUGCUCAACUACUCCAUGCUCUGCUGCAUUUCUUCUUGAAAGGACAGAGAAUUGCACUCUGAAUUAGUUUUUCUCAAGAGACAGGGAGAGGCGCCAUGAGAAGCAAACCCCUUUUCUGCUGUCAGCUGCUGCUGGGCAGGAGGCCUUGACCAAAGAGGCAUCAGGAGGCUCUUCAGGGGGAAAGGGGGACUUUGGGGAGGUUGACCCCCCCCCCGGUUCUUCUGUAUUUCAGUGCGAAAUCCUUAUUCUGGUAGUACCUUCCUCUGUGCUGCACUCCCCUCCAGCCUGGCCCUCCUGCAGUGGUACGAGCCUUUGCAGAAGUUCAUGCUGCUGAAGGUAAGGGGGUGCAGGGCCAGGAAUGGGGGUGCAGGAUGGGAGGAGGGACCCUCCCCCUCCCCCUCUGGCAUUCCAAAGAGCACCCAAGGGAGCAGGCAAGGAGGGCAUGGUUGGGCAGUGUCAGACCUGGUUCCUGCAUCCUCUCUCUCCUCUCCAGCACGUCUCUGUGGCGCUGCCCGUCCCCCUGACCCUCUUUGAGCUGCUGGUUGUGGAGACGGAGGAAUACCCGCAAGUGUGCUUGGGGGUGACCGGCACCGACCAGCCAGGGGCGGAGCUGCAUUUCAGCACCCUCUCCCUCAGCACUGGCCUCAGCACCUCAAGCCCUUCAGGUAAGAGAGAGGGAAACCGGCAUGGAGUCAGGGAGGGGUGGGGCACGGCCCCUUUAAGAGCUGCUGCUUAGUACUGUUAGGCCUCCCCCUUCUGCUCCCCUUAUCAGGGAACCCACAGGAGGGCAGACAGCUCUUGGGCUCAAUCCUGCUUGUGCGUUUCCCAAUACAGUCAUACCUCAGGUUACAGACGCUUAAGGUUGCGUUUUUCAGGUUACAGACCGCCGAAACCCGGAAGUACUGGAACGGGUUACUUCUGGGUUUUGGCGGUCCCACAUGCGCCGAAUCGCAACCUGCGCAGAUGCGGGUUGUGAAUGCUGCGGGUUGCCAACGUGCAUCCCGCACAGAUCACGUUCGCAACCUGAGCGUCCACUAUACAGGUGUCUGGUUGGCUGCUGUUAGAACAGGAUGCUAGACUAGAUGGGGCCCCCAUUGGCCAGAUCCUACAGGACUCUUCUUACAUAUUUUUUUUCUUAAGGAAGGGCGAAGGACAAAAGCCAGGUGUACAGGAAUAAAUAAACACAUAAUAAAAUAAAAUAAUCUCUGCCACAGAUGCACCCCAUAGGCCUGAGUUGUUUGUUGUUACAAUGGACCCAACCCCAAAUGUUGGAGGAUAUCCUGGCUCCUCUAACGGGACUGAUCCUGUUUAAGGUUCCAGCCACUAAGUUUCCAGGGCAGUCCCCUUCGUGGAGAAGAUGUUGGAGUCUCAAGCAGGCCUAAUGCCCCCCCCCACCAACACCAACUUUUCCAUUUCUAACACACAUUCAGCAUUUAAUGGUUCCUGGAAACCAUUGACUACGCUCAGGGCUGUAUGGGGUUUGCCCCCUCUGGCCUUUUAAAAAGUUGUUUUGAACUUCUGUAUAUGCCUCAGCAUUCAUCCGAGCAUGGUGACCCUGUUGGCACCUGCCUAACUAAGUUUGCGAGUAGAAUUUUUGUGUGUGUUGAAUAAAAUUAAGUUUUUAAUCUUGACUUUCCACUAAAGAGCUCAGCGCAGCAGACAUGGUUCCCCUUCCAACCGUUUUAUCCUCACAACAACCCUGUGAGGUGGGUUAGGCUGAGAGAUGAUGACAGGCCCAGGAUCACCCAGGAUGCAUGUGAAGAGUUCGGUUCUGUGGGGCAGAUUUGACAAUAGGUGGUCAAAGGCAAAGUAACCAGACGGCAGCUGGCUGGACUGGUGCCAGAGAUUGCAUUGCCUGGCAGCUGCCAAGGCCCAUGGCUCAGGAGGUGACCCAGCUGCCAGCAAAAGCUGCCAUAUAAAGAGAAUCUUCCAUCUGGCUCAGAAUUGCCUGCAGUGACUAUAGCAGGAGCUGUCCAAGGUUUUAGGCCCUACAAGGAGAUGCCAGGGGGGACUGAGCCUUGGGAGCUUCUGCACGCAAAGCAGAUGCUCUACUAUUGAGCUGGUCUGCCCUUUCCCUAAAAAUAAAAUAAGAUUCUAGUCCUCAAGCUUCCGAACAAGGGACUGAACUGAAUAGGAAAGCAGUCUGUGCUUAUUAGGACCAGUCAAAUGUUGGGUUAUGGAAAAUAGCAGGAGAGAUUGAUUUUAAUGGGGGGGGGGGAAUUACUGAUUUAAAAGUAAGGAUUUGUGGGCUGACAAAGUGAAGAGUAAUUCUUCUUGACAUUAGGGAAUAUGUUAUAGUUAAGCAAAAGUCUAGCAGGAACCAGAAAUGAACAGCCGAUGGGUAAUAAAGAGGAAGAAAAUUGAAAGGGGGGGGAAUCAAAGAUAAAAUGCUAAAGUAUCAUUUUUGAAAUGGAAUUUGGAAACAUAUUUAAUAUUGAGCAGCUAACGAGGGUGGGAAGUGAACCAUCAAGAUGGCAGGGUGGGAAGUCACUUUUAAAUUUGUAUUGAAUUUGAAUUAAUGUGAUGUUAAAUUCAUUAAAUUUUUUGAAAAGCAAUCAAAAAUAAUUGGCAAAAAAAAAAAAAAGGAACGUAGGAAACCGCCUUAUGCUGAGAAAUCCAUUGCUCCAUCUGGCUCAGUACUGACUGCACGGACUAGCAGUGGCUCUUCAUGGUUUCAUGCAGGGGACAUUCCCUGUCCUGUAAGGAGAGGUCGAUGGAGACUGAGCCUGGGGCAGUCUGCAUGCCAACCACCUCCUCUUUUCCCACUGACAUCUCGCCCCUCUUGCUCCUCCUCCCAUUCCGCUGAAUGUGGCCCCCAGCUUCCCCCGCCCCUGCUGCGAGGGCCAGCCCUAGACUAGCCUCCCAUGCCUCUUUCCUUGCAGGUCGGCCCUUGGUCAUGGCCAGCCACGUGACGCAGAUGGACCGAGACACUGUCCUGGUGUGUUUUGAGCGUAAGUCUUUCCCCAGUUUGACCUGCUCCCUUGGCCUUGGUCUCCCCGCGGUCUGCCUGCCCCUCCCCUCGCUUGCCUCUUUGCCCUUUGGCCAACGCUGCUCCUCCUUCUCUCGUUCCCUCAGGUUGUGUGAGGGUGGUGAACCUCCACGGCGCCCCUCAGGGAGCCCUUCCUCCAGAACUCACGUUCCACUUCCCUAUCGAGACCAUUGGUAGGUGAGGGUCCCUGGAUGGGGUGUGUCGGGUGGGGUUUGAGGCCUCCCAAACGGGUCGUGGAUCCUCGAGUGCCUUCCCUCUGGCAGUACAGUCAUACCUCAUGUUACGUUUGCUUUAGGUUGAGCGUUUUCAGGUUGCGUCCCACGGCGACCCAGAAGUACCGGAAAGGGUUACUUCGGGUUCCGCCACUGGCGCAUGCAGACAUACAAAAUGACAUCACAUGCAUGCGCAGAAGUGGCGAAUCGCAACCUGCGCACGUGCAGACGUGGGUUGCGUUCCUUUCGGGUUGUGAAUGGGCCUCCGGAACGGAUCCCGUUUGCAACCAGAGGUACCACUGUAUUGGAUUUGGGAGGUGGGGUUCCUGAUUCCUGAGUUCAGAGGCUCUUGCUGUGACAGCUAACCUCUGAGGGGGGCCUGUUUGCUCACUUGUGGUCUCCCCAUUCUUGCAGUGUGCCUUCAGGACAGUGUCCUGGCCUUCUGGAAACACGGCAUGCAAGGCCGAAGCCUGGAAUCCAGUGAGGUGAGUCCGGCCAGCCUGGGGCAGAGGGGCCUGUGGGCAUCGAACCACCAGCCUGACAACAGGACCAUCAGAGAAAACACGAGUUAAGCUCCGUUGGGCGGUGGUGAGGUGCUAUUUUUCCUGGACUGUGUGGCUUCCGUCUGUGACAUUUGACGUACAGAGGAUAGCUCAGCUGGUAGAGCAUCAGACUCUUAAUCUCAGGGUUGUGGGUUUGAGCACCACAUGGGACCAAAGAUUCCUGCAUUGCAGGGGGUUGCACUAGAUGAUCCUUGUGGUCCCUUCCAAUUCUACAAUUCUAUGUAUACCCUGUUGGAAACACGCCCGGGAAGGCCGCCAACUUCCCAAGACUCCGGGGUGUCUCUCUGGUGGUCCUCCCUGGCUGUAAAUUACCCUCAGUCCAGAGAGACCCAUAAGCGACCCCUCCCUUCUGAGAGGAGCACGCUCGUCUUCUGGCAUGUCAUUGCAGAAGAAAGAGUCAAUCGUAGUUCUAAAAUUACUUUAUUUUACAGUCUAUACGUACAGAGAAUCCAUCAGCAUGUCUGUGCUCUUUGAGCACCAGUACAGAACAGCAACACUUUCAGAAGUGAAACUAACUUCCAACAGUACUCAGACUUCCUGUCUCACGCUCUCUCAGACACUCAAAUGAUGCAUGCAAAACACAUUACAUCAGUACCACUCGCUGGAGCAGCUUGGAUAGAUAAAAAUCCUAUAUCCACCCAUUCAGGAGGGUCCUUAGCUCAGUGGCAGAGCAUUUCCUUUGCAUGCAACACAUCCCAGGUCAAACCCUGGAAUGCUGCCAGUGUGGGACCAGACUGAGUUAAAUGGACUAACAGUCUGACGCAGUAUAAGGCAUCUUCCUAUCUCUGACCGCCACCUUUCAUGGUUUAAGUGGUGCCUUUCUGCUGCAUGGCUUAGUGGUUUGUUGGACUAGAGAUGGGCAGGCCUGGGUUCAAAUCCUCACUCAGCCAUGAAACCCACUUGGAUGGCUUUGAGUUCUCAUAGGAGGUGGUUGUGAGGAUAAAGUGGUGGGUUGGGGAUUAUGUGCAGCAACCCUGAGCUCCUUGGAAGAUGGGUGGGAUAUAAAUACAGUUAAUUUUAAUCAUCAUCAUUAAUAGAGUAGAAAAUGUGAGGUAAUUAAUAGGAGCAGUGGGUUAAUUCUUUUUCCUUUUUUAAGAAGUUAAAGGGUAUUAUGGGUUUGAUAAAUGUGCCACCUGACAUGGGGAUUUCCCACUCAGUUGUCCCUUCCUUCUGUAACAGGUGACGCAGGAGGUGACGGAUGAGUCCAGAGUGUUCCGGGUCUUGGGAGCUCACAGGUGAGGAAAUGCCUCUGAGGAGGAAACCUCAACAUUUCUCCAUUUCCCACCUUCCUGUUGCCCUCCAAUCCACAUACGUUGCUUUUUGGCUGAGUGGGUGUGUUCACAAUCCACACCAAACUGCAGUCCGGUGCUCUGUAGAGGAGCUGGAAUAGCCUUUCUCCGCCUCUCCCUUCCUCCUCCUGGUGCAGCCAGGACGCCAGCAGAGUUUAGUUUUGCAGCCUCCUGUCGUUCUGUUUGAACCGCAGGUUGUGGUUGGAAACGAGCUCUGGUUUCGUCAAACAACGCAUGGUUGGACAUUGUCUUGGCUUGUUUUGACCACGGCUGGUGUUUGCUUUUAUCCGCAAUCUCUGCGGUUUAACCCACAGCGCCACCUGCGUACUUCUUGCCAAUGCCCUGGCUGUGCCAGCCCUUCCAUUGCCUGCCUGGCACAUGCCUGUACAUGGGCUGUGCUGCUCAUUCUUCUUGCCUCCUCUCUCUCUUCCCUGCCAGAGACAUCAUCCUGGAGAGCAUCCCUACAGACAACCCCACAACGCAGAGCAACCUCUACAUCCUGACGGGUCACGAGAGCAGCUACUGAUGACCUCCUUCCAAAGCCUCCAGCCUCUGGGAGGUGGUCAGCUCAGCCUUGUGGGGAUGCACUAUUGUUGGAGACACAGGGCUGCAAGCCAUGCCUGCUGAUGGCAGAGAUGAUUGCCAGCAUGUGUGUGUGGCAAAGACGGGUUGGAAAUCAGAAGAGCCCCCACUCUGCUGCCCCAUACACUGGACGCAACCUCGGUUUGGCUCCAGAAAUGCUCUUUGCCCGUCGUCGUCUUCCUGAGAACCUGCUGUGCACAAGGAUGGGAGGAGCUCUUUCCUCCUGACUUGGGCCAGCAUCUCCUGAGAAACUUUUGCAAUAAUUUGACCACUAGCCAUUUGGAAGAAUUUGCAAUCUUUCCUGGCUGACACCUUGUGCCUGCUUGAAUGCUUCCCUCCUUCCCUUUAGGAGUUGCGCUCCCGUGAUGCUGCGGAGGGGUGCCAAAAUCUGCUGCCGUGUGAAGACAAUCGUUUGUUGGGUGGGGGAGCCCACCCCCCUUCCUUUAGCACUUGAGCUUUAAUUUAAAGGUCUUUCAGGGCACUUUGAGAUUCUGGCCUGUCCCCAUUGACUUGGGGGGUCGGGCAACAUUUGUUUUGUGGCUGGACAACUGAGUGGACAGAUGCUGAAGAUGGGCAGGGCUGAGUGAUGAUGAUGAAAGAGGUGGGGUGUAUAUGGGCGUUUGGUGUGUGUGUGUGUGUGUGUGUGGGUGGGUGUGUGGGUGUCAUGCUUGUUGAUUGACUAGGUAGGAAGAGUAACUGCCUCCCUGCAUGGAUGGUCGUUGUUUUGGGUGAGACAGUGGUGGCUUAGGUGGCACCUGAGCUCAUCGCCCAACAGAUCCUCUCAGGUGCUCCAGGCCAGUUCUGUCCAUCACUGUAAUUAAUCCCCAUGGAGGACUGUGAAAGGGGCUGUGGAACCUCUAGUGGAAUCCACACCUUUGCAAAAAACUACAGUUCCCAGGGGCCUUUAGAGAGAAUGCAAUGCAAGCCAGUUUUGAGAAAGUUUACACUAUGGGGGCCCAAACCAGACAGUAUGAUAAAUGUCUGCUUCUUGCAUUGCUUGAUGGCCUGUUUUUUUUUAUAGGGGGUGUAAUCAAAUGCAAACUUGCAUGUCAUGUUAUGUGGGGUGUCUUUCGUCCAGCAUGUCAUGGCCUUACCUAUAGUUGCUAUCUGGAAUGCAAGGAGGAGGAGGCCUGAAUCUUUUCCCCAUGAACCACAGCCCUGAUGAAAAUGGUCCCCAGCCACUUCUUGGGGGAAUAGCAGCUUCUCUCACAGGGUAAAUAGCUGCCUGCAGGAUGGUGUGGCAGGAUGGCUGGGGAAAAGGAUCCUGAUCCUCAGCUGUUCACUUUAAAGUGCAGUCACACAUUUAAUGUACUGUCUGGGGUUUUGGCCUCCUUUUAGUAGCAUGGAUGUUCACUCUGAGGCAGGUGGUGAAGCCCCAGCUGGGCCACGUGUUAUGGGUGUCCUGCCCUGGCGGUAGGUUGGCUGAAUGACUACUGAGUGCUGCUGCUGUGGUCCUCCUGCCAGGCAUGCUGAUUCAGCUUGCCUUGGCAGCAGAGGAAGGCUGCACGAGUCACUUCAAGGGAGGUUUGUGUGUGUUUUGGUGGCCCUUCUUUGCUGCCUUUGAAGCCCAGAAGAGACUCCCCAUCGGAAUCACAACUGUGGAUCAUCAGGGCUGACCGCAACUCCACUUUAACUUGGAUGCCAAGAACUUUUCUUCCCAGGAUGCCAAUAUCUCUGUGGUUUUUAAUUGCUAAAGCUGGAAUUUAUUGUCUGAGAACAGAGGGGAGAAAACCCAAACUUGAAAAGAAAAUUGCUAUUUAACGUAAGGGUUUGAUAUUAAAUUGUGGUAUUUUACUCCCCAGUGGAUGUGUGGAAUUAAUGGAUCUGACUUUGUUAAAUUUUGAAUUGGGAGUCUUUGGUGUGGUGUUUUAGGCCAAUCUAGACCCAGAAAAACUGUCUGUGGACAAACGUCGGCUCCUUUGGCCAGUAAAGCGAGAUGAGUGCCACAACUCCAGAGUUUUUCGCAACUGGACUUAACUGUCAGGGGUCCUUUACCUUUACCUUUUUAAUUCACUGAAAGAGCAGGGACUUCCUCCCAUUCUCUUUCUGUGAUGCUGAUGCAGUUGGUUAAGAGGUUGGGAGGGCUAAAAAAGAAGACAUGGCUUCUCUCUGUGUGUUUCUUAGUAUGGGAUUGGUAUUGUAAUCUGUCAUAAGCACCCUGUUAUGUGGGGAAAGGUAAGAUAUAAGCUAACAAAUAAUUUAAAAAGUUAAAAAAUAACUCAGUUCCCUCCCUUUUCAUUUGCUAUGUGUUUGCAGAGCUUGAUUAGCUGGGGACUGGCACUAGGGGUAGGGGAAUGCCAGUUUUAACUUACUCUGAUGUUGGGGGUGAUUCCCUCACCUGUGAACUUGCUUGAUCUGCUGCCAUAGGUCCAGGGGUGGAGGCUGAAGGACACAAGUGACAAAUCAGAGCCACGGCAGAGAACACUUGGAGAUUCCCAGUGCAAAUUCCCACAUGUGUAUCCCCCAGAGGAGGAGGAGGAAUGUGGCUCAAUGUCCCCCCACCCCCUGGUUCCAGCUCCCAUUCCUUGCACACGCUACAGCAGAGGGGUGAAGCUGGAAUCAGCACCCAGGCACGCACUGCUCCCUCCAUCCACCCAUCCAUGCACAUAUGUGCAUCCGCACAAACACACAUCCACAUUGCUUGCAAACAAAGAGGCAGACUGUAUUCUCUCUAAGGGAGGGGCACCCUCUUUCCAUCUGAGGGGGCAGAAAAGUUGAGCAGCUGGGCAAGCCCCUCCUGGCACUCUC
Podarcis lilfordi (Lilford's wall lizard) is the source of this 38983-nucleotide messenger RNA. The record is from the annotation of a GenBank genome assembly. NCBI's taxonomy places the organism in Eukaryota, Metazoa, Chordata, Lepidosauria, Squamata, Lacertidae.